CCACUGUUACGUUUGAUACAGUGUUCAUACGCGAUAUUUUACAAGUUCGUUCAUUUCGCGAGAUGAGAAAUUUUCAAAUUUUCUGCUCUCUCCUUUUUUUUUGUUGCAGCAGAUAAAAUGAACUUUCACGAGUUAGUACAAGUAUUACGUACUUUGUAUUGAGAAGUUACGAAAUGUCAAGAAUUCUAAUAUCGAAGUGUCAAGAAUUCUAAUAUGGAAGAAAUUAUAAAAUUAUUUCUAAUCAGCUGCAUUGUUUUGUGUAUCGCGGUGGGUAUGUACUUCGAAAUAAUAAAAGAGGACAUACCCAUUCUGCUAAAUUAUGUUUUUAUCACACUGUUUUAUUUAGUAAUUUUCGAGAUUAUAACUGGCUCAAUUCAAUACAUUCUGAGUUUCAAUAACGCAAUCAUGAAGAACAGCAACAUGAAAUUUGAUGCGAACACAUUAAUUUAUAACAUUGUUUUAAUAAUCUUUAUCCUAAUGACUAUAUAUAAAUAUCAGUAUAGUUAUAUCUGCCUACAAAGAUUCAAUGUAAUCUUGUGUACCCUGUGCGUGAUAAUUUCAUACGUAUUGUCAAAUGUUGCGCACUUGGAUGAAAUAAGACACAAAAACACCUUGAAUAUUAAUUCAAUGCAAGGUUUAGACUAUGGAUCUGCUAUGGCCUACAGUUAUUAUUAUGGAUAUUUAAGGAUAAUACUUCCUUCAACAGGCUCUCUGAACAAAGGACUUGUUGAAAAGUUAGAAAAUAUUGAGGACAAUCAUAAUAUAAAAAUAAGUGUUCACAAAUUAUUUGUUUUGAUUCCCUCAUCAUCGUACAUUCCACCAGAUCUGAAAGAAGCUUCGUAUCAGUGGAUGGAAGGUGCAAUGAAUUUAGAAGAAGAAGAACGCAAUCGAGCAGGUAUUAAAAGAAGAAUGUAUCAUAAUACCGUGUAUAAAAUUUAUCCGAAUGGUCAAAAAUUGAAGACCACUCCUUUGUACGUAGUGGUCGAAGGAGCAACACCUCUGUUAACUUUUCACGAAGUUCAGAAACAUGCCCACAAUGAAACAGAUGUUUAUAAAAAAUAUGGCAAAGAAAUAGUAUUGAAAUUUUAUGAAAAAUUGAAGGAAUUGAUAAGUAAUGACACAGAAUGUGCAGAUUUAUGCGAAUUAAUUUAUUAUGAUGAUAAUAAUGGAACCAAAGUUAAUGUGGCAAAAGUUAUCUUAAGUAGAUUGUCCCAAAUUCAGAAUAUGAAUUCAGAAAACUUCAAUAACAAUUAAUAUUAAGUUAUAGAAAUAUUAAUUUGACACAAGUAUGAUAGUUGUACAAAUGUUGCAUAAAUUUUGACAAAUAUAAAAAAUCUUUUUCAUUAUUGAGAUUUCAUUGCUAUAUUAAAAUUUUAUAA
This is a messenger RNA of Frieseomelitta varia, 1379 nucleotides long. It is a transcript of the gene Sting, whose product is annotated as stimulator of interferon genes protein. Gene Ontology annotation, cellular component: autophagosome; endoplasmic reticulum membrane. The coding region runs from base 214 to 1254 and encodes 346 amino acids. The transcript has a single exon. Gene Ontology annotation, biological process: autophagosome assembly; positive regulation of type I interferon production; reticulophagy. Lineage: Eukaryota; Metazoa; Arthropoda; Insecta; Hymenoptera; Apidae. Gene Ontology annotation, molecular function: 2',3'-cyclic GMP-AMP binding; cyclic-di-GMP binding. The record is from RefSeq and is a predicted model, not a curated record.